AUUGUCUCUUCUUUUUCUCUCUUUCUCAAGAGAAAAACGGAUACAGAAGGUAGGAUCAAGGAGUACUGGAGAAAAUUUGAUCUGUCAAAGGCUCUUUUUUUUUAAGGAGAGACCCAACCAUGUACGUAGUUUCGUCGGUGGCUGCUUAUAUCUCUACGAUAUGCAUCGUUUGCCUUCUUCUGUUUCCUGUUCUUUCUACCACCCCUCUUAUACUGCUCAUACCUUUUUCUUUAAGCCAACUGAAUGAUGACAAGACUAUGGUCUUCGGCUGCUAUCAGCAAUUUGGAGAAUAGCAAACGGAAACAUUCAUCGAUUUUGUUACCACCUGUGGCGGGCCAUUCAACUCCCGCUCUUCCACGCAUAGUAUCCUCUGAAACGGAUCUGCUACAUUGUCCGGAAGACAUUCCGUCCUGGAACGAUUCACCCUACAGUACUACUCAUCUAAAAUCACUCAAUGGGCGACGCGCUUCUUGUUCACCGCAAAUUUCAUCUGCACUCAUCAAAAAUGGUCGCAAAAAAGUGACAUCAAUGAUUCUUCCUCGAUCACCAACCACUUCCAGCAUCACGACUUGUGACUCCAAUCCUUCCAUUAAACAGUUUCCAUCCGCCCGUAGACCCCGCCAAUAUGCUUCGAUAACUCAGUGGUUUUUAUCCGGAUCCGAGACCGAACAGCAAAAGAAGCAUAAAAAGCUCAAAGAUUCCAUCAAAGUUAUACGACCGAUCGCCAUGCCUUGUGCUACCAACGUUGUGCCAACGUCGAUUCGAUCCUCCAGCAUUGUUUCGAAUCCUCUGGAAGAGAAUGAGAUCAAAAGAGAACGUGUGAUUCAGGAACUAUUUCUCACCGAAAAAUCGUACCAAAAGGAUGUGGCGCUCAUCAAAGAAAUUUACUAUGAUCAGAUCCGGACCCUGCCAUCGACUUUUUUUACAAUCGCUGAUAUCAAACUUGUAUUUUCCAACUUGUUAGCUAUUCUGGAUUUCGAAAAGGAUUUCAUCGAACGCUUGACAGAAGCUUUGGAAAAUAAACGAUCCAUUGCUCGAGUUUUCAUGCUACUGAUGGCCCGUAUGGACGAAAUUUACUCUGAGUACUGUAAACGACACGAUGACGUUGUUGCAAAAUUGCAGGAACUCCAAAAUAAACCUCACGUAGCCCAAUUUCUGGAUGCAUGCAAAGCUCAAAUGAAAGGACGCACAAUGAGCUGGGAUUUAGCUAGCUUACUCAUCAAACCUGUUCAGCGUGUUCUGAAAUAUCCUCUUCUUCUAAAGGAAAUAUUAUCCUUGACUCCAUCCAGCCAUGCUGAAUAUGCUGAUCUAGUGGCUGCUACUAAAGGGAUUCAGCAUGUUGCUGAUCGCAUCAACGAAAUGAAGCGCCGCAGAGAUAUCGUGGGCAAAAUCGUGCAUGAGAAGAGAAAAAUGGAACUGAUUGAUGUACACAGCAUCAACAAAUCUCUUACCCGUCGUGCACAACGAUUAAAGCAAACCUCUGGGUUAGCUGGCCUUGCAACGCAUGAUCCCGUUUUCGAUAGAUUAUAUCGCCAAUUUGAGAGACAAAGAGAUGCGGGACGGCAGUUAAUACACGACAUUGAAGAAUGGGUGCGACAGACAAAACAGCAUGACACUCAUUUAUGCUUCUUGGCCAUGCGGUUGGAAAAUCUUUACGAUGGCAAUCCACGGUCCAAGAAUUCGUUGAAAGACAGUUUACGAGCUUACGUUAGAUUGACUGAUAACUUUGCUCAAACCACAUCCCAUUUCCUGGGACAUCGAUUGCAUAGCUUUAUCCGGCAGUUGGAAACAUUUCUUCGCGAGUUUGACAGCCCGGCCCAAGUGAUACAAAGGAGAAUGAUUAAGCUACUUGAUUAUGAUCGUGUGCGUAGCAUGAAAUCUAAAGGCACUUCGCCUGACAAGUAUUUACAAGCUUCUGCUGACGCUUAUCCAUCCAUUAACGCACAACUGCUGGAUGAACUUCCCAUAUUCCUCAAGCUUACAUCGCGGUACUUUGAUCUGUUAAUUGCCGACCUUGCCAAUAUUCAAACCCAAUACUACGAUUAUCGUGCUCAAGAGUGGCACCAUUUCGCGCAAUUGUAUCUCCAAGGAGCAUUAUCCAGCAAUAUUGUUGGGGGAUACCAGGAAGCAAUGAUGCAUGUACCCAGUUUGAAAAGUUUUCGAUUUUUUCAACCGGCACGCCCACGUUCUCUACCCGAAAAAACACAGCCAUUUCAAAUAAGCGCCUAUCAUCCUAGCAGGUCGUCUGCCGAUGAUUCAUAUUUUCGACGUACAUAUAAUUCGUGGAAUUAUGAAAAAACACCCAUUCCGUCAAACCACUACACACAACAACGACUGGGAGAUUAUCCUCGCUCUAAUAUUAGUCUGAAUCGAUAUGCACCGAUUCACGAAGAUGAACAGCGCUUGGUAUCUUCGUCAUCCCUUUUCGAUGGCUGCGAACCAAUUUUCGAAUGCUUGGUAAUAACACAAUACCAAGCGAUCAAUCCAGAAUACCUUACGAUACAGCAAGGUGAUAUCCUACAAGUGUGGCUAGCUGAUAACGAUCACAGUAAUACACGAGAAACGUGGUGGUAUGCUAGUCUUGAAAAGCGACUGGAGACAAAAUAUGGCUGGAUCCCAGCCUGGCAUUGCCAUAAACUCUAAAUGCGAAAUAAAUGUACUAAACCUUGUUAAACACCGUGAAGAUA
Messenger RNA from Radiomyces spectabilis, 2687 nucleotides. RefSeq lists its product as uncharacterized. The transcript has 8 exons. NCBI's taxonomy places the organism in Eukaryota, Fungi, Mucoromycota, Mucoromycetes, Mucorales, Radiomycetaceae. The record is from RefSeq and is a predicted model, not a curated record. Gene Ontology annotation, molecular function: protein binding; guanyl-nucleotide exchange factor activity. Gene Ontology annotation, biological process: intracellular signal transduction. Bases 244 to 2643 code for a protein of 799 amino acids. Gene Ontology annotation, cellular component: cytoplasm.